AAUUCUAGAAUACGUUUUAAUUUCCACAUGGUCUUUGCCCCAAAACUCCUGCACCGGAUGAUGCCUAAAAUGGAGUUUGUAUAACUUUUCUUACACAAUGGCAUUUCGACAACAACAUAAAGGCUUAACAACACAGCAACAGCCCACAUAAAGGCUAACCAAGAUGGGCCACCGCAGGGUUCUUUCCUGCCAUCAAACAUCACCUUUAAUCCAAAAUUCCGUAGUGUACGCAGCCAAUAGCCAUGUGCACGCCUUCCUCUUGUUUCCAGGCCAAGGAAUUCUCCCGGACUGUCAUUUCCCUUCAAAGCAUUGCCUUUAUAUUACAUCAGCCAACAAUAUAAGAUCCCCCACCUACCCAAAAUCUUCAUUACCCUUCGAGGCUAGCUUCAUGGAAAACGUUGGACGGCUCCUUUGCAGUAUUCUCCUACUCAUCCGGGGUUCAAGCUUAUCCCCCAGCCAUGCCAUGCCCCCACCGAACCCGGUUCAAUGUGAUGGAACAGGCUGCACCCUUUACAACGCCUAUGGUGUGUGGGGAGACCGAAAUGACUGUCACGUACCCAGUGUCACGUACCCAGCAACCGAAGAAGAGCUCCGAGAGGCUGUGGCGUAUGCAGUCCAAAAAAAGAUCAACGUGAAAGUCGUGACCAGAUUUUCACACACCAUUCCAAAACUGGCCUGCCCUUCUGGGAAUUCGAUUCUUAUAAGUACUGAGAAGUAUAAUUCUAACAUUGAGGUUGAUGCGGCCAAUCUUGCGGUCACGGCUGAUGCUGGAGUGGGGCUGAGGGAGCUGAUCGAUAAGGUGGAAGAAGCAGGGCUGAGUUUGGUGGCUUCCCCUUAUUGGGAGGGAGUGAGUGUUGGGGGACUCAUAAGCACUGGAUCACAUGGGAGCUCUUGGUGGGGAAAGGGAGGAGCUGUUCAUGAUCAUGUCAUUGGCCUCAGCCUUGUGGUUCCUGCAAGAGAAUCUGAAGGAUAUGCUAAGAUUAUAAGGUUAGAAGCUCAGGAUCCACUCCUUAAUGCAGCAAAAGUGUCAUUGGGGUUGUUGGGUGCCAUCUCUAAGGUGAAACUCUCACUGGAGCCAGGAUUCAAAAGAAGCAUAACCAAUAACUUCACAGAUGAUGCCCACAUUGAGGAGGAGUUCAUGGGCCAUGCCCACAAACAUGAAUUCGCAGACAUCACAUGGUACCCAUCAAGACACACAGCAGUGUACAGAUAUGAUGACAGAGUUUCCUCAACCACCCGAGGGGAUGGAGUUAAUGACUUCAUAGGAUUCCAAUCCAAUCCCAUUCUUGCCUCUGUAGCCGUCAGAGCAUCUGAGAAAGCUAUGGAGAACACAAGAAACGCGAAGGGAAAGUGCAUAAUGGCAGCAACAGUAGUGGGAUACAAGAAAUUGGUAGCAAACGGAUUGAAGAACAGCCUAAUCUUCACUGGUUACCCAGUAGUGGGUCGCCAGGGAAAAAUGCAGACAUCUGGUUCAUGCUUAUACUCACCUGCGGCGCGCAUUGACACCAGCUGCGCCUGGGAUCCCAGAAUAAAAGGGCUCUUCUUCUACGAAACCACAGCAAUAUUUCCCUCCACAAAGUUCAGAGAUUUCAUCGCCGACGUGAAGAAGCUCAGAGACCAAAACCCAGAAAACUUCUGCGGCGUGGAUGUGUACAAUGGAUUUCUGAUUCGGUUCAUUAAGGCAUCAGGGGCUUAUCUGGGUCAAUCCGAGGACUCAGUGGUCGUGGAUUUCAACUAUUACCGCGCAGAGAAUGGUUCAGAUCCGAGAAUGAGCGAGGAUGUGUGGGAAGAGGUGGAGCAGAUGGCGUUCUUCAAGCAUGGGGCGCGGCCGCACUGGGGGAAGAACAGGAAGGUGGCGUUCAUUGGGGUGCAGCGGAAGUAUGGCGGCUUGGGUAAGUUCAUUGCGGCGAAGAAGGGGUUGGAUCCUGCGAAUGUGUUUUCCAGUGUUUGGUCUGAUGAGCUGGUGUUUGGGAAGGAAGCGGAGAGAGGGGAUGGGUGUGCCUUGGAGGGGGAGUGUGUGUGUUCGGAGGACAGGCACUGCAGCCCUACCAGAGGCUACUUCUGCAAACCAGGGCUGGUUUAUGAAGAUGCCAGAGUUUGCAGGCACUCUCCACCACAAGAUAGAUGAUACAUCCUCUCUCUCCUUAGUGUUAAAAAAUUUGCCUAAUUUAAUUUUAAAAAUAUGUAAUAAAAUUAUAUUAGAUUAGGUUUAAUAAUUUCUCGUCUUCACAUAUUUUGGUAAGUAAGAACUUCUAUGAUGAGUCCAUUCAAUUUGAAAUCAUCCUUAAAAGAAAGCACCGUCUUAAAACUUGUAUUAUGUUCCAAAAUUUUUAUUGAACUUGUUGGAUCCAAUGUUGUAAUGAUUCAUGUAGAGUACUACA
Molecule: messenger RNA, 2381 nt
Organism: Malania oleifera
Lineage: Eukaryota; Viridiplantae; Streptophyta; Magnoliopsida; Santalales; Ximeniaceae
Product: L-gulonolactone oxidase 3
Exons: 3
Coding region: 164-2128 (654 amino acids)
Cellular component (GO): membrane
Molecular function (GO): FAD binding; D-arabinono-1,4-lactone oxidase activity
Source: RefSeq, a predicted model, not a curated record